UGCAGGUCAGCGGCCGGCCGCGGCUGUGGCGCCGGCGGUGGUGAGGGCGUGGGGAAGGGUGGGGUGAGGGGGCGAGGCCGCAGCGAAGGCGGUGAAAACUCUCCUCCCCGCGAUCCCCGCGCGUGGGACGGCGUGAACGUGGUGUCGGAGGGAUGUCCGCCUUCUCCGAGGCGGCGCUGGAGAAGAAGCUGUCGGAGUUGAGCAACUCGCAGCAGAGCGUGCAGACCCUGUCUCUGUGGCUCAUCCACCACCGCAAGCACUCGCGGCCCAUCGUCACCGUGUGGGAGCGAGAGCUCCGGAAAGCCAAGCCAAAUAGGAAGCUAACUUUUCUCUACCUAGCCAAUGAUGUCAUUCAGAACAGCAAAAGGAAGGGGCCGGAGUUUACAAAAGAUUUUGCACCCGUUAUAGUGGAGGCUUUUAAGCAUGUUUCAAGUGAAACUGAUGAAAGUUGUAAGAAACAUCUUGGAAGAGUUUUAUCUAUCUGGGAAGAAAGAUCUGUUUAUGAAAAUGAUGUACUAGACCAACUUAAGCAAGCUCUGUAUGGUGAUAAGAAACCUAGGAAGCGAACUUAUGAACAGAUAAAGAUAGAUGAAAGUGAGAACUGUUCUUCCCUGGGAUCUCCAAGUGAACCACCACAGACUCUAGAUCUCGUUAGAGCAUUACAAGAUCUAGAGAAUGCCGCUUCAGGUGAUGCAGCAGUUCAUCAGCGGAUCGCUUCACUGCCUGUUGAAGUCCAGGAAGUAUCCCUACUAGAUAAAAUAACAGACAAGGAAUCUGGUGAAAGGCUUUCUAAAAUGGUUGAGGAUGCCUGUAUGUUGCUGGCAGAUUACAAUGGCAGAUUGGCUGCAGAGAUAGAUGAUAGGAGACAGCUCACCCGCAUGCUGUCAGAUUUUCUUCGUUGUCAAAAGGAAGCCCUUGCUGAGAAAGAGCAUAAAUUGGAAGAAUAUAAGCGCAAGUUAGCCAGGGUCUCCCUGGUGCGCAAAGAACUCAGGUCCCGGAUCCAGAGCCUGCCAGACUUGUCUCGGUUGCCCAAUGUCACUGGAGGCCACAUGCACCUGCCUUUUGCGGGGGACAUCUACAGUGAGGAUUGA
Messenger RNA from Elephantulus edwardii (Cape elephant shrew), 1091 nucleotides. It is a transcript of the gene RPRD1A, whose product is annotated as regulation of nuclear pre-mRNA domain containing 1A. Gene Ontology annotation, biological process: mRNA 3'-end processing. Gene Ontology annotation, cellular component: RNA polymerase II, holoenzyme. NCBI's taxonomy places the organism in Eukaryota, Metazoa, Chordata, Mammalia, Macroscelidea, Macroscelididae. The record is from RefSeq and is a predicted model, not a curated record. The transcript has 7 exons. Bases 153 to 1091 code for a protein of 312 amino acids. Gene Ontology annotation, molecular function: RNA polymerase II C-terminal domain binding.